Athalia rosae (coleseed sawfly) is the source of this 8427-nucleotide messenger RNA. RefSeq names its product plexin-A2 (gene PlexA). The record is from RefSeq and is a predicted model, not a curated record. Gene Ontology annotation, molecular function: semaphorin receptor activity; protein binding. Gene Ontology annotation, biological process: semaphorin-plexin signaling pathway involved in axon guidance; negative regulation of cell adhesion; sensory neuron axon guidance. Lineage: Eukaryota; Metazoa; Arthropoda; Insecta; Hymenoptera; Athaliidae. Bases 1515 to 7322 code for a protein of 1935 amino acids. Gene Ontology annotation, cellular component: semaphorin receptor complex. The transcript has 12 exons.
AACCUCCUCUUGAAACUUGCACAGAAACCCAUGGAAUUUUCAUCAUUUUCAUCCCCCAAGGCAAGGAGGAGCUAGUUUUCAACCUCACAAUUGGAAUAUGAUAGAGAUCAGGAGCUGUCACAGUCUCAGAGAACUUCGGGUGGCUUCAAUUUGAAAUCUCAAAGCCUCGGGUGAGACUUUGCAAAUAGUUUUUUUUACCAAAUAUUUGAAAAGGUAUUCUAAGUUUGCGCCAACGACGAUCUCCAUACGAGAAUUUGGAGAGAAACGACUUCGAGACGUAAGAAAAGGGAAAAAGAAGAAAAGGAUUCCAUCAAUCCCGGCGCUCCGGAGGAUCGAAUUGAACAUCGCCACCCGUAAUCUAUUUGAGAGUAUCCUCGUGUCAAACGUGUUCGAGAUCCGAACUAGGAGGAGAAAAUAUUUAAAAUUUGGAUACGAAGAAAUUAAACAAAAAUCGAGAGUAAAAUUUUCAUAUCUUAUACGGUAAGGAAAAGAAGAAUAAAGAAGAGGAGAUAAUCGACGUUGUGUGAUAACAUAAGACCGGAAAAAUUCCAAAAUUCCCCGCAUGCCCCCCGAGUUUUAGAGGAGGAAGAUUUUCGUCGUGUGGAGUAAAAUCGGGCGGCCACCGCCAAUAUGCCUUUCUUCGAUAGUUUAAAAAAUAGGAAUCCUAUCAGCAACGAUUCAUGCUCAUCUGAUAUCGUUGGAAACAACGCCAACAAUUGUCAUAUUAAUAACGAGAAAUCAACAUCGUUUGUUUUCGAUAGCGAGAAAAUUUUUACAUUAAAGUGUUAUCAACUGACCAUUAUUACCCCGCAAGAGCUCGUCUUCUCCAACGUAUGAUCUGCCGUUAAAAUCGAGGAGAAAAAACGCAGACGAUAUUAACGGAGAUAAGAAACGAGAGACGUUAUUUGCACCUGUAACUGGUGUAAUAUAGAGAAAAGAAAAGGAAGAAGAGAGAAGAGAAUCAAUUAAAUACGUAGAUAGAUGGUGAUAAACAAUUGAAGGCCAAUUAAUAAAACAAAUAAAUAAAUAAACACAAUUAAAAACGAAAGACACUUUAUGUAAAACAAAACUAGAUAGGAUUCUAUGAUAUAAUAUAAAUAGAUUCGAUAAAGACAAGCGAACAACGACGUAUAAUUUAUACAUAAAAUAAAUUAACAUUAAGCGUAAUAAUUAAUAAUCAAUGAAUACUGUGUUAAUCUAACCGUAAUAAUCGUAUGACAAGUGUUGAACAAAACAACAAAAAAGGAAAUCACUCUUUUUUUCGACCUGCGGAAAACAAUUACAAAGGAAAUGAGAAUUUUAAGUAAAUGAUCGAGGAAUAAGGAUCAUCGGCCUAAGUAAAUUUAAAGGUAAAAGGAAGGACAAAAGUUUCGAUUAUUUAUUGAUUUUAUUUCUCAGCGAAAGAACGGACUGUGGUGGUAUUUAAAAAAAAAAAAAAAAAAAAAAAAAAACCAUAAAAAAGUGAACACAGUGGCGUCUUACCGGAGACGUAGACAAUAGAAAAUAUCGUAAAAAUGUUACCGUCACGAGGUGACGGUGUCGACGCGUCGGCGAUGAGGAGCAGAAGAAUUAGCGGGAGGAUCGCAAUCGAUGGAAUAAUGUCGUUCUCCCUGAUAAUAUCGACGAUCUUGAAACUGUCAUUUUUAACGAAUUCCGUGGAUUCCUAUCCGGCGGACAUCGUUCACACGUUCACCGACCCGGAGGUUGAAAACCUCAAUCAUUUGGUAGUCGACAAAAAUACGGGUCGCGUAUUCGUGGGCGGUGUGAACAAGCUCUACCAACUGUCGCCCGACCUCGAACUGGUCGUGAAGGAGACUACCGGGCCGAAGAACGACUCCACGGUGUGCUCGAUGAUCGACUGCCCCGUCGGCACGGUAAGAAAAUUAACCGACAACGUGAACAAAGCGCUGGUGAUCGACUACACCACCACCAGACUGAUAUCGUGCGGCAGCAUACUGCAGGGGAUGUGCACGGUGAGAAAUUUGCACAACAUAUCGGACGUCGUUCAGGAGGUCAGGGAGGCCGUGGUGGCGAACAACGCGACCGCGUCAACGGUAGCCUUCAUCGCGCCAGGUCCCCCGAAUCCACCGGUAUCGCAGGUGAUGUACGUCGGUGUCACCUACACCGCUAACUCCCCCUACAGAUCGGAGGUGCCAGCGGUGAGCUCGAGGUCCCUCGACAAGGGGAAGAUGCUGGUGAUCGCCGAGACCGCCGUAACCACCGGUACGAGGAUGUUCGUCAAUUCGCUGGCGAGGGAGAGGUUCCCGAUCAACUACGUACACGGUUUCAGCAGCGAGGGAUUCAGCUACUUCCUGACCACCCAGCCGAAGAACACGGUCGCCGGCAGCGAGUUCAUAUCGAAGCUGGUGAGGGUCUGCCACGACGAUCCCAACUACCAUUCGUACACGGAGAUCCCCAUAGACUGCACCAACGAGCUGAGGAAGUACAACCUGGUGCAGGCGGCGUACGCUGGAAAGGCAGGUUCCGACCUCGCCGGACACCUGGGUAUAACGGCGCAGGACGACGUUCUGUUCGCCGUGUUUUCGGAGAGCAAUUCGACCACCAAUAUACCGUCGUCCAGGUCGGCGCUGUGCGUCUACUCGUUGAAAGCCAUCAGGAGGAAGUUCAUGGGCAACAUUCAGCAGUGCUUCGCGGGACACGGACAGAGAGGACUGGACUUCAUAUCGCCCAGUCACGACUGCAUCACCACGAAACUCCAAACUAUCGCCGAAGAUUUUUGCGGCCUGGACGUCAACACCCCGUUGGGUGGCCAGGACCCCAUUGCCGCUCUGCCCGUUCUGCCCUUCGAGGAACAUCUUACGGCCGUGGCGGCGACGUCGACGGGCGAUUACACCGUCGUUUUUGUCGGCACCAGUAAAGGACAUCUCAAAAAAGUCGUCGUCGAGACAGCAACGUCGGCGAUGAAGUACGGUGAUCUUGUAGUGGACGCUGAUUCACCGGUGAAUUCUGAUCUUCAUUUCGACUCGCAGUUGAUGCAUUUGUACGUGAUGACGCAGCAGAAAGUAUCGAAAGUCAAAGUACAGGAAUGCUCGGUUUACAAAACUUGUUGGGACUGUCUGGGAGCUAAGGAUCCUUACUGCGGCUGGUGUUCGCUUGAAAAUAAAUGCAAUUUGAGAAGCGAUUGUCAGGAUGCGGCGAGCGAUCCGCUGUACUGGAUAUCGUACAAGAGCGGAAGAUGCACGACAAUAGCCAGCGUUACACCUAAUCAACUUCAAAGAACCACGGCUAGGACUCUGGAUCUGGUUAUUGAAAAUCUACCGACAUUAUCCGGACAAUUUUUAUGCGCCUUCUCGGCACUCGACAAAACACUCAUAACGAAUGCGACGAGGAAAUCCUAUGGCGUUAAUUGCACAACACCGAGGACCGAUCUUUUGCCAUCUAUUCCUCAAUCGCAUCAUCAUUUCACCGCCAAAUUAUCCGUCAGAAUGACCAGUGGUCCCGAUUUGGUUGCUACGAAUUUCACAUUCUUCGAUUGCAAUACGUACAGCUCUUGUACGCAGUGCGUUUCCUCGAGUUUUCCUUGCGACUGGUGCGUCGACGGACACAGAUGUACUCACGACACCGCCGAGAAUUGUCGCAACGAUAUUUUGGUCACCGGAGUCAGCAGAAUCGGUCCCAGCUACAGAAGUGGACCUGGAUUUUGUCCGACAUUGAACGCAACCGAUUCCGAAGAGAUUCUAGUGUCGUCUGGUAUUAAGAAGAAUAUUCGUGUCAAAGUUCAUAUCAUAGGGCAAUUCAUCGUCCAGACAAGAUUUGUCUGCCAGUUUAACAUCGAGGGACGAGUCAGCAGCAUGAAUGCUCAACUUUUGGGAGACACGAUUUACUGUGACCCUACGGAGUUCUCUUACACAUCUAGAGCACCCAACAUCACCGUUCCAUUCGCUGUGAUAUGGGGUGGCUCGAAACCUUUGGAUAAUCCUGACAACAUUCACGUUGUCAUCUAUCGAUGUAGGGACAUGGCUGACAACUGCGGUAUGUGCAUGGCCCUUGCGAUGAAGUACGGAUGUGGUUGGUGCCAAAGUUCAGACAAAUGUGAGGUCAAGGAUCAGUGCGACAAGGGGACAGGAGUUUGGCUCGACAGAAAUCAGACUUGCCCAAAUCCUGUAAUUCAUUCCUUCGAACCCCAAUUGGGACCUUGGGAAGGAGGAACUAAUAUCACCAUACAAGGCAUAAACUUGGGAAAAACUUUUGCCGAUAUUUAUGCAGGUGUUUCAAUAGCUGGACUAUCCUGUCAGCCUUACCCAGAACUGUAUAUAAAGACGAAACAAAUCGUAUGCAGAGUGGACGGACCUGGAACACGCGGGACCAGAAAGGGACCGGUCAUAGUUAAGAUAGAGGAUUUCAGAGGGUACUCGAAAAAUAACUUUGAAUUUGUGGAUCCCGUUAUCGAAUCCAUUUCUCCGAAGUACGGACCUCGCAGCGGCGGAACUGUCAUCAGAAUAACCGGACGUCACAUGAACGCAGGUAGCAGAAUAGAAGCUUCCAUAGACAACCUUCCUUGCUCCAUAAUAAGCGCGGAGGCGAACGAAACGCUUUGCAUGACGAGCGCGAGCAAUAAAACUCGUAGCGGUAUUCUGCGAAUGAUGUUCGACGGAGGAACCAGAGAAUACAACGGCGUCUUUGAGUACGUAGACGACCCGACCAUCGAAAGUGUAGGAAGUGGAGAAGCGGGGCAGACGAAAUUCCCGAAGGCAAUACCGGCCGGAGGUAUCAAAAUAGCGGUGACAGGAAAAAAUCUGGGCUUCAUACAGAACCCGCAGAUGUACGUUUACUACGACGACAAGAUGUUCGUGUCUCAGUGCGCGAUAUUCACCCAUACAAAUAUGAUUUGUAAUUCUCCGACGAUCGAAGUUCCCGAGGGUAUUUUCGCAGAGGACGAACUCCCGUUGUCACUCGAGUACGGAUUCAGAAUGGAUAACGUCACCGGUGUGCAGAAUCUCUCGGCCCAUUUGAGCAAUAAUUUCCUACUCUUCCCCAAUCCGAUCUACGAAGUAUUCGACGAGGAAGUCAAGUAUUACAAGAGCGACUACCUCACCAUUAACGGACAACACUUGGACCAGGCUUGUCAGGAGUCGGACGUCAUAGUGCAAAUCGGUAACUCGUUCUGCAACGUCACAUCUGUAUCUAGACAGCAGCUCACUUGCAGGCCUCCCCCCGUUCAGCCACCGGCACUUGACUCGGAGGGACUUCCAAAGCCAGAACUUCCAGAGGUCAUCGUUGUUGUCGGGGGAACCCUCAGAUACGUGAUAGGAAAGAUGAGCUACGCUUCCCCGGCUGGGCUCAACGGGUCGUUGUCAAAGCCUGCGAUGUACGGAGUUUCAGCGGCCAUUGUUAUACUCCUCUUCAUAUUCACCGCAUUCCUUGUAGCCUAUCGUAGAAAAUCUACGGAAAGCAAUCGGGUGCUCAAGAACAUGCAAGAGCAAAUGGAUAUCUUGGAGCUCAGGGUGGCCGCCGAAUGCAAAGAAGCAUUUGCCGAACUCCAAACCGAAAUGACUGAUCUAACCGGUGAUCUCACGAGCGGGGGAAUUCCGUUCCUGGACUACAGGGCCUACGCGAUGAAGAUAUUAUUCCCCAACAUCGACGAUCAUGUCGUCCUGCAGAGAGAGAGGCCUGAACUCAUGCAGAAAGAAAAAGGUCUAAGACUGUUCGGGCAGCUAAUUAUGAAUAAAACUUUCUUAUUGCUUUUCAUCAGAACUCUUGAGAGUAACAGAUACUUUUCUAUGAGAGAUCGCGUGAACGUCGCUAGUCUUAUAAUGGUAACUCUACAAAGCAAAAUGGAGUACUGCACCGACAUACUGAAGACUCUCCUCGCGGAACUCAUAGAAAAAUGCAUGGAGGGUAAAAGUCAUCCCAAACUCCUUUUGAGGCGGACCGAAAGUGUUGCCGAGAAAAUGCUCUCCGCAUGGUUCACCUUCUUACUGUACAAAUUCUUGAGAGAAUGCGCGGGCGAACCACUGUACAUGUUGUUCAGAGGAAUGAAACAACAGGUUGACAAGGGACCUGUUGACGCCAUAACUUCGGAGGCUCGCUACUCUUUGUCGGAGGAAAAAUUGAUCCGCCAAUCGAUCGACUUCAAGGCAAUCACCGCUUACGUGUCGAUCUCCCAGCAAACGGUGUUCGUCGGCGGUUUGGAUCCAAACACCGAAAAUGUCGCGGUUAAAGUUUUAGACUGCGAUACGAUUUCGCAAGUAAAAGAAAAGGCGUUGGACACGAUAUACCGAGCGACUCCCUACAGUCAGAGACCCCGAAAGGAUGACUUGGAUCUCGAAUGGCGCACCGGCACUUCGGGUAGACUCAUUCUCUACGACGACGAUUCCACGACAAAGGCUGAGGGUGAUUGGAAAAAGAGGAAUACCUUGAAUCACUACAGAGUACCCGAUGGCGCUUCGCUCAAUUUAGUCUCCAAACAGUCAUCGCUCUACAAUAUAUCAAUACUUUCAGAAAAAACCGACAAAUCCCACAAGUACGAGACGCUGAAUUUAGGCAAAUUUAGCUCCGCCAGUCCGCCCUUGUCUCGCGCAACUUCGCCGCUCAACCACGACCACGACAGCGGAACCAAAUACUGGCAUCUCGUCAAACAUCACGACACAGAUGCCCAGAAAGAGGGGGAGCGCGGGAACAAAAUGGUAUCAGAAAUUUACCUCACAAGGUUACUCGCUACCAAGGGUACUUUGCAGAAAUUUGUCGACGAUUUGUUCGAGACCAUAUUCAGCACCGCCCAUCGGGGGUCGGCCCUUCCUCUGGCUAUAAAAUACAUGUUUGAUUUCCUCGACGAUCAAGCGUUACACCAUGGCAUAUCAGACCCUGAAGUUGUUCACACGUGGAAGAGCAACUCGCUUCCUCUCAGAUUCUGGGUAAACCUUAUAAAAAAUCCCAACUUUGUAUUCGAUAUUCAUAAAUCCAACAUCGUUGAUUCCUGUUUGUCCGUCGUCGCGCAAACCUUCAUGGACAGUUGUUCCACGUCGGAUCACAGAUUAGGUAAGGACUCGCCGAGCUCCAAGCUCUUAUACGCAAAAGACAUUCCAGGGUACAAAGAAUGGGUGGAUCGAUAUUAUUCCGAUAUUAAAAUAAUGCCAGCGAUCUCCGAUCAAGACAUGAACGCUAUGCUCGCCGAAGAAUCUAGACUUCACGCGACAGAGUUCAAUACAAAUUGUGCCCUCUACGAGCUCUACACGUACGCGGUAAAGUAUAACGAACAGUUGAUCGUCACAUUGGAAGAGGAUGAAUUUUCACAAAAACAAAGGCUCGCGUACAAACUGGAACAAGUGCACAACAUAAUGGCGGCCGAAGGGAAUCCCUGAUGCCUGUCUAACCACGUCAAUAAUUCAACUUACACAUCUCGUCAGGAUUUGCCGUGCUGAGUUGUAUUGAAUAGGUAUUAAAUUGAAUUAAACGAUAAUCACGAACAAUUCCAGGUUAUAAUCACCUGCCAUGAUUAUCCCGUUCUUGAUCACGAGGAUUCAUAGGCCGGAACCUGCAGUGUCUUAUCGUCACGGGAUGAUCUAAAAAGGUAAAGAUAAAAUUUCAUUCCGAUUCCCAAAUUACCAAGUACCAAGAAAAAAAAAAAAAAAUAAUUGAAAAUUAAAGGAAGGAAAAUAUUAAUAAAUGAAGUGGGAGAGACGCCUAGGUCUCUGCGUACAUAAUCUGAUACGCAUUAUAUUCGAUGUGCGUGCACAGGUUAUGACAAUGAAAAUGAGUCGAGAAAGUUAUCAGUAAUUAAUUGUGUACAGAUUGAGAGUACGCCCAAUGUAAAUAACACGAUGCGAGUAAGGUAUUACAAAUUAAAUUGAGAAAUACUUAUCCGAGACUCAUCGAUCGUAAUGCCAAUUUUCAUGACGAGGGGGGAAAAGCUCAACCCGAACUGAUGUGAAUAAAGUUUUGUCGCUGUCCCCCCCCAGAAAUAUAAUUGGAUCGGUAACACGUUUCAAUAAAUGUAUGCUUAUAACGCGAGCAAAAGGAAAAGAAAAGAAAGGAAAAAAAACUAUCUAAUAAGUAAUUAUAAUAAAUAUUAUAAAUUAAUUAAUUGAUUAUUUAAUUAAUUAACAAAUGUUGUAUAUGUGUAAAACAAUUUUAAACGUAAUGAAAAAAAAAAACAAAAAGAGGUAAGGCAAACGAACGAAAAGCUAAGAAAAUAAAAAACGAAAAAAAAUCAUUUUGGACGCGAUGAACUGAUCUAUAUAUAUAUAUAGUAUAAAUAUAUGAAUAUAUAUAAGUAUACAUACUAUUAUCAUAUAAUUAAAUAGUACAUAAAUAAUAAGUAAUCAAUUGAUUUUAACGAAGAAACAUUUCCAUCCACCGCUAUUAACUGAGACAACAAUUUCAUUUUUUUAAUUCUUUCCUACUAUUAUUCUAUUUUAUAUAUAUAUAUAUUUUUUUUUUCUAUAAAAAUCAUUUAUUAUAAAUUUA